AUGCCUUCUGACCAAACAAACAAAGUUAAACCUGAUCCCGGCUAUAAAUUUCGUCGUCAAUUUACUACUCUCGUUGAAGAUUGGCAAAAGCAUGACAGCGACAGUCAAGAAGAUAAACAGUUCCGAGAAGAAACAAUUUUGCCAAAAAUCAAAGAACUUGUGAUUCAUAAUUUAAACAAUAAUGGAGAAAACGAGGCUUGCGAUUUACUCAUGGAAAUUGAAAGAAUUGAUCUUCUUAGUGAAAUGGCAGAAGAAUCGGAAUUUUUUGAUUGUGACCGGAUUUGCAAUUAUAUCUUGAGUGCGUCUUAUUACAUUCCUGAUCCAGAGAACAUUACAAUGAUUGAUAUGGCACGGGAUUUGUAUAUGCACUUUGGAAAGAAUAUUGAAGCUUUACGAUGUGCAAUGAGAACCAACAAUAUUAGACAAAUUUCAUCAAUUGUCAAAGCUACGGAAGAAGGACCUUUAAAAAUUCAAAUGGCUUUGAUGCUUGGACGACAACAAAUCUUUCUUACUUUCCGCAACAAGUUAUACACAAAAAUCAACGGAAACUGUUAUCUGCAUCAACUCUUCUUCAAUUUUGUGAAAGAAAAUGGGUAUGGAGCAAUUAAAUCUGUUGAAGAUGUCUACAAAACUUCUUUGGAACCGGAUUAUCCUCUUUCAACAAAAGACUUCAACCACUUGCAAUUAAAACAACAAACGUUGUCAGCCAGCUUUGUUAAUGGUUUUGUUCAUGUGGGAUUUGGGGCUGAUGCGUUUUUCAAAGAUGAGAAGAGCACUAGUGAUUGGUUAGCAAAACACAAAGAAUGGGACGCUUUUUCUGCCGCUGCAACGUUUGGUUUGAUUCAUCAUUGGAACGUGGAUUCACUCAACAACUUUGAAAUUCUUACACAAUCAAAGGAUAUUUAUGUUAAGGGAGGUGCACUUUUGGCGGUUGGUGUUGUUUUUGCUGGAGUUCAACAUCCGGACAACCAGCCCUUGAAGCACCUACAACCCUUUCUGUCAAGUGAACACUUACCUUUACGCGUUGCGUCAAUAUUUGGUCUAGGAUUAGCCUAUGGUGGGAGCAGACGUCAAUCAACAAUCUACACCAAAAAAAAAAGCGUUCUGGAAUUGCUAAAAAAGUCAUUUUCUGAUGAAUCAAUUCAUCAAACUGAAGUUAAAGGCUUGGCAGCAUUGUCUCUCGGUUUCAUUCUUAUUGGAUUAGGAAAGGGGAAUGGUGGUGUCGUCGACCUUUUUAUGGACUAUUUUGUGAGCGGUGUCGACUUGAGUGACAAAAAUUUACGCCUAGUUGCUCUUGGAAUUGGGCUUAUAUUUUUGGGAAGACAAAAUGAAUGCGAUGAGACAAUACUUGAACCGCUUCGUGCUCUUUCUGACCCAUUUGGAAAAAUUGCUUCAACAUUGGUAGAUGUUUGUGCUUAUGCUGGAACUGGAAAUGUAUUGAAAGUACAAGAGAUGUUGCAUAUUUGUUCUGAUCCAAAUUUGAAUGAGACUUUUGUUGCUGCAGUUGCUGUUAUUGGGAUUUCUCUUAUUGCAAUGGGUGAAGAUAUUGGUUCACAGAUGUGCCUUCGACAUUUUACUCACUUGCGUAAUUAUGGAUCUUCAAUAAUUAAACGUGCACUCCCUUUUGCUCUUGCUCUUUUGAGUCCAUCAAAUCCCGUUGGUGUUAUUGUUCCAACACUUGGCAUUCUUGGCAGCGAUAACGACAUGGAAACAGCAAUAAACGCAAUCUUUGCCUUAGGAUUGGUUGGAGCAGGAACAAACAACUCACACAUAAUGGACAGAUUGAGAAGAUUAGCUAGUCGGCAUGCAUCGAAUAAGUACACUAUGUUCAUUUUGCGUAUUGCUCAAGGAUUAAUUCAUUUGGGGAAAGGAACAAUGACUUUGAAUCCAUUCCAUUCUGAUGGCCAAAUACUUUGUCUCCCUUCUCUUGGAGCGUUGCUUUGCACUUGUUUGGCUUUUAUUGAUUCAAAACAAACCGUACUUGGUGAUCGACAACACUAUUUACUCUUCUCAUUAGUUGCAGCAAUCCAUCCAAAAAUGUUAAUAACUGCUAUUAUUGAAAAAAGUUCGGAUAUUCCUGUCACAAAAAAUCUCUUCAUUGACGUUGGCGAUCCUGUCGAUGUUGCUGGUCUUCCAGGGGAGCAGAGGCCGAUCAAACAUUUUGCCAAAGUUUUAACCCCAAUUUUACUAGGACAUGGGGAGAGGGCUCAAUUAGAAGAUGAAGUAGCGGAGGAAUAUGAGACGUACACACCAGUUUUAGAAGGCAUUGUUAUUUGUAAGCGUAAACAAGCAGAUAUAUAAAGAUUAGUUUUAUUUUAAUUUUUUUUGUUAAAAUUUUUGUCUCCAACCGACUUUUUGGGUUUCGGAUUGGGUUUUCAAAAUUUUCUUCGGAUCGGGUUUCGGGUCGAAAAAAGACUGGAUUUCGGGUAACUCGUCCCAUUUUUCUGGCUAAUUUUUCGAGUUGACAUC
Messenger RNA from Meloidogyne enterolobii, 2469 nucleotides. NCBI's taxonomy places the organism in Eukaryota, Metazoa, Nematoda, Chromadorea, Rhabditida, Meloidogynidae. The record is from the annotation of a GenBank genome assembly.